UCAUUUUUGAGUAAUCUUUUAUUUCGAUCAAAUCUCAGUAGAAACCUCAUGAAAGAUGGCAGAAUUGGUCAUUCUUCUUGUUGGUCGAUGAGGCUGAAACCCUUUUCAUCAGGCCUGUUUUCUUGAGUCAUAGAAAGCACUGCACUUCCUUUGGCUUGAGCUUUUUGUCAGAGAUGUAUUGGCAUUUAUCUCAGAGAAACAUUAUAUCAGGAUCUUCGCCAGAGAUUGAGGAAAGUUCAUAUAAGGGAAUGGCUUUUCCAUAUCAUUGUAUGUGGACUCAAGCUAGGCAUGAUUUGCAGUAUAUUAAUUUGAAUAAUGGGUCAUACUUGUUGGGAACUCUUCCUGGUUCGUAUCAUGCUUCACAAAUAGAGUCUUUUCUCUCUUGUUUUUCUAAUCUCGAUGUUUCAUCAAUUUUUGUGAUAUUCAUAUGAAAAUACUCUUUCAACAUGUCUUUGUCUAAACCCUGAGGCUUUACUUCUCCCUCAGUAUUCAUCUCAAAAUCAACUUGCUCUUUACUUUUCAUACCUCUACUUAUACUCUUUUAGCUUCAAAUUCCGAACUAUACACUCUGCACUUAUAAAAUACACUCCCAUCUUA
Moneuplotes crassus is the source of this 597-nucleotide messenger RNA. Lineage: Eukaryota; Ciliophora; Spirotrichea; Euplotida; Euplotidae. The record is from the annotation of a GenBank genome assembly.